Molecule: messenger RNA, 1458 nt
Organism: Hypanus sabinus (Atlantic stingray)
Lineage: Eukaryota; Metazoa; Chordata; Chondrichthyes; Myliobatiformes; Dasyatidae
Product: potassium voltage-gated channel subfamily A member 10-like
Exons: 1
Coding region: 1-1458 (485 amino acids)
Biological process (GO): potassium ion transmembrane transport; protein homooligomerization
Cellular component (GO): membrane; voltage-gated potassium channel complex
Molecular function (GO): delayed rectifier potassium channel activity; protein binding
Source: RefSeq, a predicted model, not a curated record
AUGUCUGAGAGUGAAAUGGAGUUGGCUUUGGUGAGUUUCAAGGACAAUGAUAACGACGAUCACCUUGCCGGUCAGCCAAAGCUGCACGAUACCUGCAUGAGCAUCCUGUCGAGAUGGAAGUACCUAUUGGAAGGAGAUGCCCUCACCGACAAACUCCUGAGCCAAGAGGCUGGGCAGCAUCAGCAGGAGAUGGAUACGCUUUUGGAGCAGGAGGACAACCGGAAGGUGAUCAUCAAUGUGGCCGGCCUGAGGUUUGAGACCCACCUGAAGAUCCUGGCCCAGUUUCCAGACACACUUCUGGGAAACUCCGCCCGCUGCCUGCCCUACUUUGACCCCCUGACCAACCAGUACUUCUUCGACAGGAACCGGCCCAGUUUUGACGCUAUCCUGUACUACUACCAGUCGGGGGGCCGGUUGCGGAGACCUGCCAACGUACCCCUGGACGUCUUCACUGACGAGAUCACCUUCUAUCAGCUAGGGCCCGAGGCCAUGGAGCAGUUUAGGGAACAGGAAAGUUUCAUCCGCGAAGCAGAGGCCCAGCUUCCAAGCAAGGAGAACCUCAGGCAGCUUUGGCUGCUGUUCGAGCAUCCGGAGAGCUCAGCUGCAGCCCAGGCUGUGGCCAUGGUCUCCCUUUCAGUCAUCGUAGUGUCCAUCGUCAGCUUCUGCCUGGAAACCCUGCCGGAAUUCCGGGAGGACUCGGAGUCAGCUGCCGCGGGCCUGGGAAGCGGACCGGCCUCCAGCCUCUUUACUGACCCCUUCUUCCUUGUUGAAACAGCAUGCAUGUUGUGGUUUUCCUUUGAGCUGCUGGUGAGGGCUGUGGCUUGUCCCAGCAAAGUGGGCUUCUGCAGGGACACCAUGAACGCCAUUGACGUGGUGUCAAUUGUCCCUUACUUUGUGACCCUGGUCACCGAGGUGGUCCAGCGGCAGCAGGAACAGCGGCUGGGCCGCGGGCAGCACGCCAUGUCACUGACCAUCCUGCGCAUUGUUCGGCUGGUCCGAGUCUUCCGCAUAUUCAAGCUGUCCAGGCACUCCAAGGGCCUGCAGAUCCUCGGGCAGACACUGAAGGCCAGUAUGAGGGAGCUGGGCCUCCUCAUCUUCUUCCUCUUCAUCGGCGUCAUCCUCUUCUCCAGCGCCCUCUACUUCGCUGAAGUUGACGAGCCGCGGACGCAGUUCUCCAGCAUCCCUGAUGCUUUCUGGUGGGCGGUAGUCACAAUGACCACGGUGGGCUAUGGGGACAUGUGCCCCAUCACCAUCGGCGGCAAGGUGGUGGGAUCCCUCUGCGCCAUCGCCGGUGUGCUGACCAUCGCACUGCCCGUGCCCGUCAUCGUCUCCAACUUCAACCAUUUCUACCACCGGGAGAUGGAGAACGAGGAGAGGAAGGAUGUGCCCAGUGUAGCCAAGGGCAAGGAACCAGUCACGGCAAGGCACGUCCUGCGGGAUAAAACCAAAGCGUCGUGA